AUGCUGAUCCAGGCUGCUGAGGAGGGAGUAGUGGAGGAGAUCCAGACGCAUCUGGAGGCAGGCGCGGACGUGGGAGCUAGGGACAGCGACAGGAAGACAGCUCUGCACUGGGCGGGUGCCAGGGGUCACGUGGAGGCAGUGAGGUGUCUACUGGAGGCAGGAGCUGAUGUGGACGCCAGGGACAGCGAACUGAACACCCCCUUGCACUACGCCGCAUUAAGUGGCAAUGUGCCUAUGGUUCGUCUGCUGACGGCGUCCUCCGCCGACCCCAAUGCUAGGGAUGUCAGCGGGAUGACGCCACUGCACGUCGCUGCAGAUGAAGGCAACACAGAGGUGGCAGCAGUACUGCUGGCUGCGGGGGCCGACAGAGGCGCCAGGGAUGAGGAUGGGGACACCCCCCUGGACCUUGCCCUGCAGAACAGGCAGCAGCUUAUAGAGAAGUUAAGCUAG
This is a messenger RNA of Schistocerca americana (American grasshopper), 450 nucleotides long. Its product is annotated as ankyrin repeat domain-containing protein 2-like. The record is from RefSeq and is a predicted model, not a curated record. Gene Ontology annotation, molecular function: protein binding. The transcript has a single exon. Lineage: Eukaryota; Metazoa; Arthropoda; Insecta; Orthoptera; Acrididae. Bases 1 to 450 code for a protein of 149 amino acids. Gene Ontology annotation, cellular component: nucleus; cytoplasm.